AUGGCUGAAGUGGAGGAGCAUGUUGAACUUAAAUUCAGAAUCUAUGAUGGAACAGAUAUAGGUCAUGGCACGUAUGCAUCAUCUACUACUGUUGCCACUAUUAAACAAAGGCUUGUUGCUGAGUGGCCUCAAGAUAAGUCCGUUAUGCCUAAGAUUGUAAGUGAUUUGAAGCUUAUACACGCUGGAAAGUUUUUGGAAAAUAGCACGACACUUGCUGAGUCCAGAGUGCAUGUUGGUGACGAUCCUGGAGGCGUAAUUACAAUGCAUGUGGUGGUACAGCCUCCUGUUGCUAAUAAAAAGACAGACAAGGAUCAGGAUGAGAUGCGAAAGAACAAUUGGUGCUCUUGUACUAUACUGUAG
Messenger RNA from Ilex paraguariensis (yerba mate), 360 nucleotides. The record is from the annotation of a GenBank genome assembly. Lineage: Eukaryota; Viridiplantae; Streptophyta; Magnoliopsida; Aquifoliales; Aquifoliaceae.